Messenger RNA from Chelmon rostratus (copperband butterflyfish), 7608 nucleotides. RefSeq names its product ankyrin repeat domain-containing protein 26 (gene aard). NCBI's taxonomy places the organism in Eukaryota, Metazoa, Chordata, Actinopteri, Chaetodontiformes, Chaetodontidae. The record is from RefSeq and is a predicted model, not a curated record. Bases 58 to 6366 code for a protein of 2102 amino acids. The transcript has 43 exons. Gene Ontology annotation, molecular function: protein binding.
CACCAGAUGAGUUGCAGGUAGUGACGGUGCAAAAGCAAUGUUUUGCUGCCGUGUACAAUGAAGAAGAUAUUCAGCUUUACAAAGAAAAAGAAACACCCGUCCGGUACUCCUGACAAUGGGAGUGUGCUUUCUGUUGGCUAUGAACUAAAAGACAAGGACCUCGGGAAGGUUCACAAGGCUGCCUCAGUGGGUGAUUUGGCAAAGUUGAAGCAGCUUGCUAAAAAGAAUGAUAUCAAUCAACUUGACAAGGAGAACAGAACUGCACUCCAUAUUGCCUGCGCCAAUGGACACGUUGAGGUGGUGCAGUUCCUUCUCGAGAGUAAAGCCAAGCUUAACCUAUGCGACAAUCAAAAUAGAUCCGCCUUAAUGAAGGCAGUGCAGUGCCAGCAUGAGCGAUGUGUGAGCAUACUGCUGGAGAAUCAUGCUGAGCCCAACCUGGUGGACAUCAAUGGCAAUACAGCCCUACAUUUAACUGCAAACAUUCCAUCCAUUUCAACCGCUGUCUUGCUGCUGGAGCAUGAGGCUGACAUCAAUGCACAAAAUAAGGAGUCAUUCACACCCUUAACUGUGGCAGUCCGUGAGGACCACAUCGAGAUGGCUGAGUUUCUCCUUAAGGAGGGUGCUGAUGUGAAUUUAAUGGAUCAAGAUCAAAGGUCCCCUUUAAUGAUAGCAGCUGGGAAUGGACAAAUUGGUAUGUUGCGUCUGCUGUUGCGGUUUGAUGCAGAUAUCAGACUAAAAGAUCGCAAUGGAUGGUCAGCAGAUGACCACGCAGUGAUGAAUGGGCAUCAUCCUUGUUCCCUCCUGAUCAUUGAGCACAGUACCCAGAGAAACGAUGGGCAAACCUUGUCACAUCAAGGUCCGAGUAAAAAGAAGAAAAGAAUGCUUUUGGGCAGUCCCUCCCAGGAUGUAGAAGCAAGCUUCUCUUUGGGAGGACCAGCUGCUGACAAAGAUGAUUUUGACGACAAUUCUCAGUCGGAGUCACUAAGUCGGGUUUCAAAAAGUGCUGCAGAUGAAUGGCCUUCAUCAGAAGAUGAUGAUGAAUCAGUUUUAAAUGAAAAGAAACCACAGAAGGUAAACCUGAGGAAAAUUAUUUCAUCUAAAAGGGGAGAAGCUUCUGUACUGCCUGACAGAUCCUUGAGUGGUACAGAAUCUGAGCCAGAGAGUGAGAAUAGAGUCCAGAUAAUCCCAUCCAUCCCAAAGGCUUUACCAUUCAACAAAACUCCACUAUGCCCAGUAGAACCCGCUCCCAUUUCCUUCCUGUCCAAAGCACCCCAGAUGACCUCUACCCCUCUUCCAAGCUACAGAAAGAAAGAAGAUUCCACUGGGGAUGAGGAUGAUGAUGACAAAGAGGAGGAGAGAGAUGAUGAUGAUGAGGAGGAGGAGGAAGAAGAGGAGGAAGGAGACAUCUCAGAUGAAAAUGAUCAACCUGAAGAGAGUGGAGAGUCCCUCAAUGCCACCUUGCCUGCUCCUGAGAAAGAAGUCUCUAAAGAUAAGAAAAGAGACUUCCUUUCUGAGCUGGGUCUGGAGAAGGGAGAGGAAGAGUCAGAUUCUUGGGACUCUGAGUCUCACUCUGAAAACACUAAUAUCCCACAUCAAGAGAAACAAAGCUUGCAUACUCAGGAUCAAGAACAGAUAUCCACUGCUCAAGAAGAGAUUAAAGAAAAUUUGUUUUAUAUUCCCUCUUUUUUAAGAGGGGAAGGAGGCAAUAGGAUGGCAGUGCUAGAGCCUCGAAGGAGUGUAGGCAUGCCGAGAGGCAGCCAGGGAGAGGUUGGAAACAACAAUAAUGAUGAUAAUGGAGGCGAACAUGUUGAUAAAGAUGAUAUACAGAAGGAGACUGAGAGGGCAAAAUGGGAACCACUUAGUGUUUUGAGCAAACUUGAAGGAGUUAAAGACAGAAAGACAGACUUGAUGGAAGAGCUUGGUCUGGGUGAUGUUGAUGAUCUUGAAGCUCAAAAAGCAGAUGCAUCAGACUGGGACUCAGCCAGUACUACCAGUAAGAGAACCCUGCCUGGCCGCAGAAUGGCCUCCCCUGGACUUGAAGAGUUUCCAGAAUGCUCUAAUCCAUCGGUUAAAGAGCAGGAUGAAGACAUUGCUCCAGCAGCACCCCUUACACCUCAGAGGAGCAUCAAUUCCAACAAGAGACUGCCAAGCACACCCCCUCAGCCCGUGCCCCAUCCACAACCUCGAGCAAGGAAGGUAGUGCUUCAGAAACCAGAGAGUGAAGAAGAAUCAGAUUGGGAACCAGACAAUGUGACGUCUUCUUCCAAUACAGCCAAAAUUGACACUCAGCUACAAAACAUAGCUGAGCUUCAGGCAGUGGUUCGACCAGGUUCCCCUGAGCUCUCACCAAUGGCAAGAGACACUAAAAGUAAUGUAGAAUCUGACAAGCAGCAACAAAAGGUUGGUAAAGAGACGACAAACACUGCAGUGGAGAUGCAGAAGUCCAGUACCUCCUGGGAUACUGGUGGAAUGGCAUUGGAAGCAGUGGGGGCUGAGAAACCUGAGACCAGGUUAGGAUGCCUGUCAAGUGAAGUUGGAGCAAUUCAGCAGGAACAGCAGCCUGUGGCCACCAAGAGCACCAACGGGGCACCAGUGCAAUUGCAUCUCCCACUCCAGCAGACCUACAAUAGCAACAAACAAGAGGGGCAAGCUGUAGAGGAGAACUUACAGCUGGAGCUGGUCAGAGGGGCCCGGCGCAGCAGAGCCCCUCAGACCAACACCCAUGUUAAUGGAGAUCCUCUCUCAGUGUUUGACGAUAGCACUUUAAGUGAAGUGUCGGACGAUGAAGGAAGGUUGUCAACCAAUAGACAGCAGAAAAACGAGAACCCUGAAGAAAUGGAAAUGGCAGAAGACUUUGAUGAACUCACUCAGUCAUCGGACACAGCUACAGAUGACAUCGACUCUCCCACUUCAGGCUAUCGCCAUGCAUCCCUCCUCAUUCAGAAGCUGGACUCAGCCACUUUGGACUCAAGAAGCAUGGUGAAGCUGCAGAACAUUUUCCAUGAAUAUGAGCGCUCCAUUCAGAAGGCAAGGAGUCGCCAUGGUUACCUGGCAGACAAAGUGAGCCAGCUUGAAAUGGAGAGGGUGGAGUUGAAGAGCUCUCUGGAGGAAGUUAAAGAUGUUAAAUCUGGCUUGGAACGCAACCAGCUGGAAUUGCAGACUGAAGUCACAAACCUCAAAUUUCAGCUGAAACAGGAGCAGGAAAAUCGCCGCAACACCACCAUGAUGUACAACACCACUAGAGAUAAGCUGAGGAGGACAGAAGAGCAGCAACAGUUAGAGGUUCAGGAGAGACAGAAGGUGGAGCUCACCCUCAGGAAUAUGGAGCUAGAGAUGAGAACACUGGUUAACAACAUGAAACAGCUUGAAGAGGACCACAGUGAGACCCAGAGACUGCUGGCUCAGGAGCGCAGUGCUCGGACGCUGCAGGAGAAUCUGCUCAACAGCCAUCUCCGUAAGCAGCAAGAGAUUGAGGACGAGAACAAGAGAAACAUAAGCAGAAGCAAUGAGGCCUUGUCUCAGCUCACUGAGGCCAGUGACAGGGAGAGGGAGUUGCUCCAGCAGACUGCUACCUUACAGGAGCAGCUGACCAUCCUGAAAACAGACCUCGAGCAUUUGCAGGCCAACAGCAGUCUCAAGGAGAGCCACCUUUUGGAGGAGAACGAGGCCCUCAAGGAACAGCUCGAAGAUGCUCGGCGAGAUCUCAAACUCAACAGUGAAGCCCUGACCCAAACCGUCUUCAACUGCAAUAACCAGGUGACCGCUCUGAAGUCUGAGUUGUCUAUAACAACAACCCGCCUGGAAAAUGAGCGGCAGACUCGUGAAACAGUGGAGACAGAGGUCGAGUCCACUCGUACCCGCCUGGCUGGAGCCGUGAAGGAGGCAGAGCUUUGCCUGGCAGCUCAAACAGAAACAGAGAGAGCUCUGCUCCGGGAGAAAGAGGAACACCAGCGUCUUAAAGAUAGACUCACAGGUGAAACUGCAAGUCAGCGUGAGGCGGUCAGCAGCCUGUCCCAGAAGCUGUCCAAGGCGGAGGCUCGUGCAAACAGCAUGGAGAACGAGGUUCAUCGGGUCACACUGCAGCUGACGGAGAAAGCUUUACUGCUGGAGGUCCUACAGCGGGAAAAGGACCAGGCAGGUGUACGUGUCAAGGAGCUAGAAACUACUCUGCAGGCCGAGAGGGAGCUGGUCAGCCGUGCUGGAGCACGCCAAGAGGCCACACAGGAGCGGCUAGCCCAAGCCCAGAGUGAGGGCAUGUUACUUCGGCAACAGCUGGAGGAGGCCCAGAACAAAGGUGUCGCAAAGGAGCGUGCUGUGACAGACGCCCAAGAGCGCUUCAGUGACAUCUUGUCCAAGCUGCGCUCUGACUGUGAAGAGAGGGUACAGCUAGUGGACGAGAGAAAUAAGGAGCUCGCCAGUAAGGCUGCUGAUCUCCGAGAUCAGAUCUACAAGUUGGAGGAAGAGAAGAACGAAAGAGAGACUAGUCUGAGGCAGCUGCAGCAGGAGCUAGCUGACUCACUCAAAAAGCUGUCAAUGAGUGAAGCUUCUCUGGAGGUCAACACACGCUAUCGCAAUGACCUGGAGGAAGAGAAGGCUCGGCUCCUCAAAGACUUGGACAGGCUCAAAGGAAAGCUGGAGGAAAGCGAAGACCAGUAUGUGCAGGCUGAGAGACGUGUUAACAGUCUAAAGAGCAUGCUGGAAGAAAGGGAAAAGGAACUCACCACAGCUGCUCAGAAACUCCAGGAGGCGCUGUCCGCCUCAGCAGCAUCUGAUACCACCAUCAAACAGCUGGAGGAAGCUGUGCAGCAGCUAGAGAUAGAGAACGCCAGGCUGGAAGCUGCUGCAAAGCAACAGUCCAACAAAAUUGAUGCACUUCAGAAAGGAGCUCAGGAAGCUGCCAUGCUAUCUGACUGCUCACCUGGAGGAGGGGUUGGUAUUGUGGAUGUCAGAGGUCAUUUGGAGGACUUGGUUACAAACCUCCAAAGCAGUAAGAUGACUUUGGAAGACCAACUCAGUAGAGAGGUCCAGAAACAAAGCAUGCUGUCUCACACAGCCCAGGACUCUCAGGCCUUGUGGGAGGAGGAGCUGAAGAGCCGCUCUAAGUUAGGACUGCGCCUGGCAGAGCUUGAAAAGGAAAAAGGAGAACUGAACACCCAGAUGGAAAUAGAAAAGAAGAAAGCCAAGAAAAUUGCGGAGCAGAAGAAGUCAAUAGAUUCCCGGCUGGAUCAAGAGAUGAAGAGAAACACAGAGCUUCAAAAAGAAAUGUACAGGUUGCGCACUUUAUUAAAGACUGCAAAGAAGAAACUGCGGGAUCAGGACACAGGUGGAGUUGAAUUUAGCUCUCCUAUGAGCAGUCUGCGGAUGGACCAUGGCAGACACAGCCAGGCUGAGGGUGCUGUUGGACGAAUGAAAGAUAAGUUGGACGAUCUGCAGGUGCAGCUGGAGAAGGAAGUGUCCCGUCGCAGCCAGUUAGAGAAGGUGAACGGGGAUCUUAAGGAUCAGCUGGCCUCCCUGAAGAGCUUGAGCCGCAGUAAUGACCAGCUGGAGAGGAGUAAGAGGCAGUUGGAGGAGGAGGUGCUGGACCUGAGACGCCGAAUGGAGGCUUCUCAGAUGGAGCAGAGCCAAGUGGAGCAAUACCGCCGUGACACAGAGGACAGGGCCCGGCAGGAGAUACAACAGAAACUAGAGCAGGUCAACCUCUUCCUGCAGACCCAGGCAGCAUCCCAAGAAGCACUGGAUCAGAUUAAAGCAGCCAAUGAGGCCAACCUGCGCUCCCAGCUGGAACAAAAGAUCCGGGAGAUGGAGGGGGAACUGGGCCGGGCCCGCAACACCCAGCAGGACAGCCUCAACCAAAGAGACUCCACACGCACAGAGCUAGAACGAUACCGCCAACUCUACACAGAGGAGCUGCGCCUCCGCAAGUCUCUGGCUGCCAAACUAGAGAGGGCCAAUAGUCGGCUCGCAGAAGCCAAUUCCAAGUUGCUCAACGAGCGCAGCAGAUCUCUGAUCACCAGCAGCAUCGCAAAUGGAAGCCUUGGAGGGCCCUCGCUGGACGUGGGUUCAUUGGGUUCACCAGCACACUAUGGGGCCACGCUGGGGCCCCUUAACAGGAGCCUCGGUCUGGGACUCUCCCUCCUCAGCCCUGUGACUGAGGGACAGAACAGCAGGGUUGAGGACUACCUAGCCAAGAUGCAGAGUGAGUUGGAUAGAAACAUAUCAAAGGAAUUAAACAAUGCCACAGCAGAGCUGGACGUUUCUUCAGCCCGUAUGUCACCGGUGGGCUCAGCCUCCAGGGUGGAGCUGGACCCCGUCAGCAGGGCUACGCAGCAGUACUUGGAGGUAUUAAAGAAGAACAACAUGAUCUGAACACACAUCACAGCUGCUUGCAGUCAAACGUUGUAUUUCAGCCAUUAAAAAACUUGAAAGCAACAUUAUGCAAGAAUUGAUAUUUUUUGCAGUUUGCUGCCCCUACUGUUUCUGAGUGGAAUUCACUUCUUUACCACUGUCAUAAAUAUGGACAGCUGUACAUGUGCAUUUGUUCUGAUUUCAACACUUAUGAUCAAGAACUACCACCAGCAUUCCUGCUGGGUUUGCAGCAGCUGCAGUUAGUGGCAUUUAGCCAUUACUGUAGCAACAAGUAAAGCUAUUUGUCCAGCAGGAAACUCCAUGCAGAGCAGCCAGAGGACAUCAGAGGGAAAACCAGAAACAUUUUUCUCCAUAAACUAUGGUCCAGUUUCAUCAAAAUAGGUGAUCGUAGGUGGUGUGUGACUUAGUGCCGUAAAGCACUGCGUACUUCUUGUUAGAGAUUGUACCUGCUCAACCCAAGUUAGCGAAGAGUGGGGAUGACAAAAUGAUUUUGAAGCGGUGGUUUUAAGGUAAAACAGUUGCAUAAUGUUGCUUUUAAUACUGCACCAACAAUAAGCCGCCGCCCACUCAUACGUAUAACACCAAAAAUCCAACUUAUGUACGUAUUUACUCUCCCUUCUUUUAUGAAAGAAGCAAACAUAAUGCACAUUGCACUUAACCACUCAGGAGCAAAGGGCAUGAGUCAUAUAUAUAUAUUGCAUCAUUGAUGGGUACUAUUAGAGAGAACCUCAAAAGUAUUUGUUCCUUCUUAUUAAUUCUGUUCAAUCUGUAACAGUUUUGUUCCUAUUAGCACAGUGUAUAUAUAUAUAUAUAUACAGAGUCGUGGUUUGGAUUUUUAUUUGUGAAUAUUGGUGUUGCUAAAUUUGAAUUUAUAAGUAUUUGAUGUACAAUAUGCAUCAUUAAUAAUUUUGCCAAGAUGUUACAUUUGGUACGUGCCAUCAAAUGGUGCAAUAUCUGUCUUGGUCUUAGACUCAUCGGAGUAUUUUGUUUGUGAUUAUUUUAUUUAUUCUUUUUUUAUGAAUGAACAUGAUAUACUUGAAAAAGACGAGCUGGAAUACUCUCUGGCUAUCGAAACAGGGUGACCACAUAUGUACAACUGUCAUUUCAGCUUUUGCUUGGUUCGGUUUUAGGGCCACCGAAAGUGAAACAUGCUUUUUUUGUUUGUUUUUCUUUUUUUUUUCUCCACUAUUAAUAAAUACUUUAACAGAAUCCAUAUAGGAAAACACUUACGACGCCUGUACA